Messenger RNA from Varanus komodoensis (Komodo dragon), 1534 nucleotides. It is a transcript of the gene MED4, whose product is annotated as mediator complex subunit 4. NCBI's taxonomy places the organism in Eukaryota, Metazoa, Chordata, Lepidosauria, Squamata, Varanidae. The transcript is spliced from 7 exons. Gene Ontology annotation, molecular function: transcription coregulator activity. Bases 73 to 849 code for a protein of 258 amino acids. The record is from RefSeq and is a predicted model, not a curated record. Gene Ontology annotation, cellular component: mediator complex; core mediator complex. Gene Ontology annotation, biological process: regulation of transcription by RNA polymerase II.
CUCUCUCCGUCUCUUUCGUCUACUGCUUCCGCCCGAUUAGUAAGGAAGGGCUCUCCCUGGUAGAAGCUGGUGAUGGCGACGGCAGCAUUGGGAGAUGGAGAACGAAGCAGUACCCGGGAUAGGCUUCUAACUGCCCUGGACGAUCUGGAGCUUUUGGCGAGGGAACUGAUAGAAAUGUUGGCAAUGUCAAGAAACCAGAAACUCACACAACCCGGAGAAGAGAACCAGAUCCUGGAACUGUUGAUUCAGAAGGAUAAAGAAUUCCAGGAAUUAAUGAAACUGGCUCUUGAUCAGGGCAAAAUCCACUAUGAAAUGCAGCUGUUGGAAAAAGUGGUGGAGAAGAGAGACAGUGAUAUUCAGCAGCUUCAAAAACAACUGAAAGAAGCAGAACAUAUACUGGCUACAGCAGUUUAUCAAGCAAAAGAAAAAUUGAAAUCAAUAGAAAAGGCAAGGAAGGGGGCUAUUUCAUCUGAAGAAAUAAUUAAAUAUGCACACAGAAUUAGUGCCAGCAAUGCUGUUUGUGCUCCUCUUACCUGGGUACCAGGGGAUCCACGGAGACCAUACCCAACUGACUUGGAGAUGAGAAGUGGUCUGCUGGGUCAGAUGAGCAACCCUUCAGCAAAUGGCGUCAAUGGACACUUACCAGGGGAUGCCCUUGCAGCAGGCAGAUUACCAGAAGUACUUGCACCUCAGUAUCCCUGGCAAUCAAGUGACAUGUCAAUAAACAUGCUACCUCCUAAUCAUAGCAAUGACUUUAUCCUGGAACCUCCUGGACAUAACAAGGAGAAUGAAGAUGAUGUAGAGGUUAUGUCAACAGAUUCCUCAACUAGCAGUAGUGACUCAGAUUAGGUACUAAAUUAGGAUGUUUUGACUGUUGUGCUCCCAAAUGCAAGCUGUACAAUAUUCAGUAUUUGUUCUGCAGUCCAGAUGGAAAAUGCAGCACACACCAGAAAACUAAUUCUCAUCCAGAAUGGCUGGGUAUAACUAGGAAUAUUAUAGCAGAAGUGACACAGUUUAUUUGAGAUUUUGUUACGGUUCUUGAAAGUGCAGUCUUGCGAUGCGAAUUGAAAAAUACAUUCAUUGAGUAUCUGUGAAUAGUUAUAACAAUCAUAGUAUGGAUCCAGAGUGACCUUCUGUUCAUGAAAUAUUUCUCCUGUUCCUGGAAAGGACUGUGAUCCUGCAAGGAUUUCUGCAAAUGAGAAGGUAAUGUCCCACAAUGUUCUAGGAGAUCCUUCAAUCUUUCAGUAAAUUUUCAAGUGGUGUAUGGGGGAUGGGGAACUGGGGCAAAUCUCUUUCCCCCAUUCCAUGAACCGAAAGUUUCCAUAAAGAGAACACUGCUUAUAGGAUCUCUGGAUUCAGUCCAAUACCUAUAACUUUUCAAUAGUAUUAGUCUUUUUUAUGCUUAAGAAAGUACAUUUGGAUGCUAAAUGUUUGUCACUAGGGUUCUAGUCAUGACUAAAUUUGUGUUUGUCUUAUAGAGAAUACGAUAGGCUAUUUAUAAUGUAUUGUGAAUAAAAUAAUGUAUUUCUGAAAA